CGAAGCGUUCAGAGUUCAUUCACGACCAGACGGAGCUCGGUGAGCGCGCGCUGCACGGGAAACCCCCCAAAAACAAACAGCAUACACGCGCUCACACCUCUGCGACACACUUUUGGAUUACAUCAAGGGAGGAAGACGCUCUUUAUUACCGAAAGGAUUCCUGUUCAGUCUUUUUUUUUUUUUUUUUUUUAUUUUAUUGUUGUUGUUUUAUUGUUGUUGUUGUUUUAAAUCACGUUGACGGCGCGUGCACGAUGCAGCGCAGAUAAAGGAGAAGGCUUCUUUAUUUCUGAUCACUUGGAACGCGAUGAUCGAGUCGAUCGCGUUUCGGGGAUCUCGAGUCUUCGCCAGCGACCGUGUGUGCGGUCCGUUCCUCCAUGGGAAGCAGUGAAAGCGCGCGAGAGCGGAGAUGAGAGCCGCGCUCUGCUGCCUCCUCGCGUGCUGCUGCUGCUGCUGCUGCUGCUUCUCCGUGCCGCACGCCGCCGCCGCCGCCGCAACCGGGGAGGCGUCGAUUCCUCAAGAGCUAAUUGAGAGGCUGUCCAACAGUGAGAUCCGCACCAUGAGUGACCUCCAGCGACUUCUGGAGUUACACUCUGCAGAGAAUGAGGUGGUUCAGGAGACUAAAUGGCGCUACAGCAAAGAACAUCUCGACCACAACGGCAACCUCAAGAGCUCACACACACGCCCAAGACACAAGAGGAGCAUUGAGGAAGCAGUCCCAGCCGUGUGCAAGACUCGGACGGAGGUGUACGAGAUCCCGCGCUCUCAGGUGGACCCUACAGCGGCGAAUUUCCUCAUCUGGCCACCAUGCGUAGAGGUGACGCGGUGCUCGGGCUGCUGCAACACCGGCGCCAUGCGCUGCCAUGCUACCAAAAAACAACACCGGAAUGUCAAGGUGGCUAAGAUCGAGUAUGUGCGUCGCAAACCGAAGCUGCGGGAGGUGCAGGUGCAGCUGGAGGAUCAUCUGGAGUGCGUGUGCGUGUCCAAACACCACACAGAGUCCCGCUUACACACAGGCCACUCUAGGGCGAGAGCUAAAAAGAGGAAAAGGAUACAGGAAAAGUCGGAAAAAAAAACAGAAAAAAUGUACACAGUCGGUUCUUAGUCUAACAUUGCCGCUGGACUGAGUUGGCAGAUGUACGGUGAAUCUGACUGGAUCAACUUGGAGAGUGUGUGGUGAUAAAGAAGGGCCAGCCAUCUUGUCCAAUCAAAAUCUUUGGUUCCAUCUGACAUCCAGCAAAAAGGCAGCCCCAAGCAAACAAUCACCGCAAUCCACUCACCUGGCCUGGAUUAAGCUAAACGGACCGUUGUUGAGCUUUCAGACUUUUGGACUGGAUGUCUCUUGAACUUUUUGAUUAAAAAAAAGUGAGACAAAAACACACAAAGGAAGCAAAUUUGCCUCAUGGAUGGAUUUUUUUUUUUGUCAAAACUAUAAAGACUGCAAAUUUUCCUCGGCUUCAGCAUGGAGUCUGAAUGCUCAUAACGGACGGUCCCGGCUUGGAUCUUGGAUCUACCAUGUAAUGGACAGACACAACUAUUCACUUCUAUAGCAAGAUUCCUUUCUUCCAGCAAACACUUUUUUCAGUAUACACUCUUAUUUUUGUAGCCCCAUUUUCUAUUGAGAUUCAUAUGCUGUAUGUACAGUAGAAAAACAGCCUUCAAUAGCCUUUAAUAAACUAUUUAUAAGUGCA
This is a messenger RNA of Pangasianodon hypophthalmus (striped catfish), 1688 nucleotides long. RefSeq names its product platelet-derived growth factor subunit A. Gene Ontology annotation, biological process: positive regulation of MAP kinase activity; positive regulation of cell migration; positive regulation of ERK1 and ERK2 cascade. The record is from RefSeq and is a predicted model, not a curated record. The coding region runs from base 407 to 1102 and encodes 231 amino acids. NCBI's taxonomy places the organism in Eukaryota, Metazoa, Chordata, Actinopteri, Siluriformes, Pangasiidae. Gene Ontology annotation, molecular function: growth factor activity; platelet-derived growth factor receptor binding. Gene Ontology annotation, cellular component: membrane. The transcript is spliced from 7 exons.